AUGCCUUCGCCAGAAGAAGCAAGUACAUCGGCUACGCCACCAGAGACCUUCAAAGAAUUGGGCCUCAUAGAUCCCUUGCUGGAAGCUCUGGAUAAGAUUGACUUCAAGAAACCUACCGAGAUUCAGCAACAAGCACUCCCUUAUGCAUUAGAGGGUCGAGAUAUUAUCGGUGUAGCAGAAACAGGAUCAGGAAAAACUGCAGCAUUCGCUCUUCCUAUCUUACAAAAGCUUUGGGACGAGCCAAAAGGCUUGUUUGCGUGCGUUCUUGCACCGACCCGCGAACUUGCGUACCAGAUCGCACAGCAGUUCGAGAGUUUGGGUUCCGCCAUGGGGGUACGGUCCUUGGUUCUCGUCGGAGGAAUGGAUAGGAUGCAACAGGCUGUUGGCCUUGCUAAGCGGCCUCACAUCAUAGUGGCAACCCCUGGUCGUUUGAACGAUCAUCUCCAGAACACGAAGGGGUUCAGCCUAAGAAGCUUAAAAUUCUUGGUUAUGGAUGAAGCAGACCGUCUCCUCGACAUGGAUUUUGGCCCUGAAAUAGAUCAGAUCCUCAAAGUCAUACCCAAGGAGCGUACAACAUAUUUGUUCUCCGCCACCAUGACCACAAAAGUUGCGAAGCUACAGCGAGCCAGUCUAGUAAAUCCUAUACGGGUCGAAGUUUCUUCAAAAUACCAAACCGUGUCCACCUUGCUGCAAUAUUAUCUUCUCGUCCCCUUGGUUCAUAAAGAUGUGCAUCUCAUAUAUCUUGCCAAUCAUCUUGCAUCGAAUUCUAUCAUGAUUUUCACUCGGACGGUGCACGAUGCCCAGCGAUUGUCAAUUAUGUUGCGAUCGCUUGGCUUCCCUGCCGUUCCGUUACAUGGUCAGCUGAGCCAAAGCCAACGCUUAGGCGCUCUGGGUAAGUUCAAGAGCGGAAGUCGCAAGUUGCUCGUAGCGACAGAUGUAGCUAGCCGUGGCCUUGAUCUGCCUUCAGUUGACAUUGUCAUCAACUUUGAUAUUCCAACCCAUUCCAAGGAUUAUAUUCAUCGCGUUGGACGCACUGCGCGAGCAGGUCGAUCUGGAAAAUCGAUUACUAUGGUGACGCAAUACGACGUGGAACUCAUUCAGCGGAUAGAAAAGGUGAUAGACAAGAAAAUGGAACUUUGGCCCACAGACAAGGAAGAAGUGAUGUUGCUGAAAGAACGUGUGGAUGAGGCUGCCCGAUUGGCAAUCAAUGAGCUCAAAGAAGAAGCUAAAACAGGUGGAAAGAAACGCAAGCGUGAGGAUGGCGUUGGAAAGGACGAAAGAGAUCGUGAUGAUGAUGUCGUGGAGGCAGGUGUCCCGAGAAAGAGACAUUCAAAAAAGGGGCGAUAG
Suillus paluster is the source of this 1347-nucleotide messenger RNA. Its product is annotated as DEAD-domain-containing protein. NCBI's taxonomy places the organism in Eukaryota, Fungi, Basidiomycota, Agaricomycetes, Boletales, Suillaceae. The record is from RefSeq and is a predicted model, not a curated record. The transcript is spliced from 5 exons. Gene Ontology annotation, molecular function: nucleic acid binding; RNA helicase activity; ATP binding. Bases 1 to 1347 code for a protein of 448 amino acids.